UACCUACCGCAUCCCACACAACUGCUGCCACCCCGAGCUUCUUCCAGUCCUGGGCGAGACGGAGGUCGUGGUCGGCGAACCGAAACUGUGCUGAUGAAUUGUGGAGUUUUGAAAGAGCGGGUAGCGGAUUCUCUACGUACGGAACUAGAGCCAUGCUGCGUAAUGAGUAGAAACUACACUAACUGGCAUAGCUAUGUGCUUAUUGUUUGACCCGAGUGUUCAUGCGCAGUGCGGUUCUUCUUCGUUGAGGAUUUAAGCACAGGUGACGUCCAACGGAGACUAGCCUUUCGAUUGGCCGGUUACUACAAGCCCUGCCUUCUGCUUUUCGAUUGGCCGGUCACUACAAGCCCCGCCUUCGUCAGAGGAGCUGUAAUACCUCUCCGGGCUGUCACAUUAAACAAGAAACGUCAACACUCCAGACUCCAAAAAUGAUCAACUGGAAGGUUUUGGACAAUGUCCCCCUCCUCCUGUACAUCCUGGCCCUGAAGACGCUGCUGCUGUGUUUGGCGUUCGCCGGGGUUAAGAUCUACCAAAGUAGGAAAAUAGACAAGGCGCUGAAGAAGGAGCAAGAGGAGAAGAGGAGGCUAGCCGAGCAGACCCAGGAGCUCUUAGACAACAAGAAGGAGAACUGAGCAGAGGAGAGAAGCUGCUGUACAGAGGGAAACAUGUGCCUGACCUGAAGAAGGGGCCACCUGCUCCACAUAUGAGCAGGAUGUCGGGUUUACAACAAGAGGACCUUCCUGUGCGUCAAGAAAAUGUUUGUAGUUCUGGUAUCAUUUUGCGGUGUCACUGAAGCGAGACUGCGGUGAGGAACGUAUUAGUUGAUUUUAAACUGAAAUGAACUCUGUAAAUGCUCAUACAGCAUCCACUUGUCAUUUCACGAACACCCACUCCUUUCUGGGGCUCAUCUUCUGCCUUGUUUAUACUCGUAUCUGUCCGUCUCCACAUUUGAUUAAGCAUCACUUUGUACACCGGAAUAGUGGAUGGUAGUCAGAACUGCCUAUUUUUAAGAAUACAGCAUUGUAUUUAUUCUGUAAUAUUCAUUGUAAAUUGUGAACCAACUUUGUGUCAAACUUUUGUAAUAAUAUUAAAUGGUUUGUUCCACAUGCUA
Molecule: messenger RNA, 1111 nt
Organism: Anarrhichthys ocellatus (wolf-eel)
Lineage: Eukaryota; Metazoa; Chordata; Actinopteri; Perciformes; Anarhichadidae
Gene: smim11
Product: small integral membrane protein 11
Exons: 4
Coding region: 429-632 (67 amino acids)
Source: RefSeq, a predicted model, not a curated record